Messenger RNA from Ornithorhynchus anatinus (platypus), 1454 nucleotides. It is a transcript of the gene TNFRSF18, whose product is annotated as TNF receptor superfamily member 18. The record is from RefSeq and is a predicted model, not a curated record. Gene Ontology annotation, cellular component: external side of plasma membrane; plasma membrane. Gene Ontology annotation, biological process: negative regulation of apoptotic process; positive regulation of cell adhesion. NCBI's taxonomy places the organism in Eukaryota, Metazoa, Chordata, Mammalia, Monotremata, Ornithorhynchidae. Gene Ontology annotation, molecular function: tumor necrosis factor receptor activity; protein binding. Bases 410 to 1186 code for a protein of 258 amino acids. The transcript is spliced from 7 exons.
AAAAAGCUGCUUUCUGCUCUCGGAAACAGCAGAUUCCGACCCCGGCGGCGGCGACCACAGUCCUCCGAGACUGAAGGCGGGAGGCAACGCAAGCCCAGCAGCCCCGAAUCUCUCCGGAGUCCCAGCAACUCCCCAAAGCCCAGCGACAGUCCCCGAAGUCCCAGCAGCAAGUUCCAACAGCAGGGAAGGCAGCGGACAGAAGGAGGACCCAGCAGUUCCAGCAGCAGUCCCGGCAGCGUCCCAGCAGUAGUCCCGGCAGCGUCCCAGCAGUAGUCCCGGCAGCAUCCCAGCAGUAGUCCAAUCAACCGCAUCGGAGCCAGCGGACAGAGAGUGGACCCCGUCGUCCCAGCAGCCCCAGCCCCCCUGGUGGGCUGAGAGAGGGGAGUGGAUCCUGCUCAGUUCCCCAGACAUGCUGAGAGGGGAGCCGGGCAGCCCCUGGAGCUGGUGGGGCAUCUUUCUCCUCGGAGGGGCAGGGUGGCUGUGCUGCUGCCUCGGGUCCCAGUGUCCCACCGGCCAGUUUCCAGGUGGCUUCGGGCAUCCCCUCAAAUGCUGCAACGAGUGUCGAACAGCUCAUCAAUUGCCAUGCCCGGACACCAAGGAUCCCGACUGCAAGUGCCCACCAGGCUUAUACUGCAACAAUGAAAACUGUCCAAAUUGUGUCCCAUUCACAUGCAAGAAAGGAGAGGAGAUUCAGAGAGAAGGAAAAUUUGACUUCAAUUUUUUAUGCGUCCCGUGUCCCAGAGGGACCUAUUCCGAUGGUGACCCCAGCCGCUGCGCCCCCUGGACCAACUGUCAGAGCUUGGGCUUCCUCACCGUGCAGCCGGGAAACAGUACGCACAACACCCUAUGUGGACUGCCAGUCAUCCAGCAGCUGCAAACCUUCACCUUAUCCAGCAUCUGCCUGCCUGUGCUGACGGCCUUGGCCAUCUUCAUCCUCAUCCUCAUCACCAUCUUUCUCCACCUAUAUAUCUGGCAGCUGAAGAACAAAAAAGUCCCCAAGACGGAAGAUCACGAGCUUCCACUGGCUCCUCGCUCGCCUGACGAUGCCUAUAGCUGCCAAUUCCCAGAGGAGGAGCGUGGAGACAAGACGGCCGAGGAGAAGGCCCGGCUUGGCUCUCUAAUCUACGAUCCUCGGCAGCCCCAGACUGGGUCUCCCCUCAUGGCUGGGCUAUCUGGUUCCUCCUAGAGCCCAGGAGGUAAUGGAGCCUGGGGUGGGGGGGUGGAUUGGGGGGGAUGAAAGCACCACUCCCUUAUCCAAAAUUGGGAGUGCAGACCAAUCUGCCAGCUCAACAGAGACCUGUCAGAACAUGGGGCCAAGGUUCAGGCUUGGGGUUGUGGAGCAGCAACCCUAUGGGGAAGGGGGCAUGGAGCUAAAAAGGAUCCCCAGGUCCAAUGGUCUACCCGGCCAGCUGCCUGCUCAGUCAAUAACAAUAAUAAUAAUUGUGAUAUUUGCU